GUGCCCAACCCGCCCCCGACGCAUCUCGUCGCUCCCUCACGAUGAGGAGAAAAGGCGGGAAAGCGCCGGCGCCCGCUGAUUGGCCAGCGCCGCAAGGCGGGAAGGCGAGGAAGGCGCUGAUUGGUCGCUGCUUUCCCACCGAAGUUCCUCCUCACGUCGCCUGCCUUUGCCGGCGGCUGCCAGGCGAUGAUUGACGGGCGGCGCUGAGGCGAGCGGCUCGCCGAUUGGCCGCGGGGCGGCGGGCGGGGCGGGACGUGGCGAGGCUAUAAAUAGGCGGGGCGCGAAGCGCCGGGCUCAGAGCGGCGGGGACCGGCGGCGGCGGCGGCGGCUCCGCGCUCCGGCGCUUUGAAUUAACCACCGCGGGGCCGGAAAACGCUGGUUUAGAGGGUUUUAUUUGGGCGGGUUUUGGUCUGUUCGGGCGGGGAGGGCGCCGAUCCCCGCGGGUUUCGGCUCUUUUCUUCCCUCAGCCAUGUUCUACUACCCAGCGGUGCUGCAGCGGCACACGGGCUGCUUCGGCACCAUCUGGCUGGCGGCCACCUGCAGCUCCCGGGUCCUGCGGAGGGAGUACAUGGGGGUGGACGUGCCGCGCGUCUGCGUGGCGGUGAUGUCGUUCGUGAUUGGCCGCGGCGGCUGGGAGGAGCCGCCCCCCCCGCCCGGAGCCCCGCCCCCGCGCUGCUCCCUGUACCUGGCGGCGCUGCUGCAGCUGGGGCUGGCGCGCGUGCUGCGGCGGCAGUGCGGGCUGCUGCUGGAGGAGGUGGUCCAGGUCCUGGAGAGGCUGCACCGGGCGCUGCCGCCCCCCAACAUUGACCUGAGCCCCCCACGGCGGGCGCAGCAGGUGCCGGACGCGCAGGUGCUGAUGGUGGCGCUGGAGUUCGCCCCCGACCCCUUCUUCGGGGUGAUGGGCCCGGGGCUGCCCAGCCCCAUGGCCCUGCCCCAGGUGCGGCGCCUGCUGGAGGAGCUCCCGCCCCUCGAGGAGGAGCUCCUGCCGCCCCCGGGUGAGCGCUGCCCCACAAGUGUGGGGCUGGGGGGGGCAGGGCCCGGCCUGGGGGGCCCCUCUGACCCCUUCCCCCCCCCCCCCCAGGGCCCCCCCAUGUCGUGUCCCCUGAGGCCAUCACCCUGCCGGGGAGGGUUCUGGGGGGCUGUGCCCGGGCAGGGGGUACCCUGUGGGGGGGUGGGGCCGGGCAGUUGUGGGGCUGCCCCACAGCGCUGUGGGGCGCAGGAGGAGCUGCCAGAGGUGACGGCGCGGGAGCUGCAGCUCCUGGCAGAGGCGGAGGCCGAGCUCCUGCUCCCUGAGGAGGAGGAGGUCCCGGAGGUCCUGAAACCACCCCCCGCCCCUCGCCCCCCAACCCUCUCCCUGUGCCCCACAGUCCUGCGACCCCCCGAGGAGCCCAGCCUGCCCCCGCUGCCCCCCAAGGCCCCACCCCGGCGCCGGCGGCCCCGCCCGCCCCUGCGCGACCCCCAGCCCCAGAUCCCCCCGGGGGAUUUCCAGGCCCAGCUGCUGCAGCCCCGCGGGCACUGCCGGGAGCUGAUCCUGCUGGAGCCGCCCUCCAAGCGCCGCCGGCCCCCGACGGAGCUGCUGCGAACGCCAACCUGCGGUGGGUGUGGCGGGGGCGGGGCCUCGGGCGGCCACGCCCCACACGCUGGCCACGCCCCACACGCUGACCCUGCCCCCACAGGCUGGCUGCCCCCGGAGCUGUGGGGCUUGUGGGGCCGCUGUGCCCGCCCGGCCCCACCCCCCAGACCCUUGGCCCCCCCCGAGGUCCCCAGCGAGGUGGAGGUCCCGCGGGAGGUGCUGGAGCCCAGCCUGCCGGCCCUGCCCUCCUCGGGUGAGCGACCCACGGCGCUGGGGGGCGGCUGCAGGUUGCUACGGGUCGGUGUGGGGUGUCCAUGGGUUGCUAUGAGGCAGCUGUGGGUCAGGAUGGGGUGCUGUGGGGUGGGUGGAGUCACUAUGGGGCAGCUGCGUGUGUGGCUGUGGGUCGGCUGUGGGUCGCUCUGGGGCAGCUGUGGGCUGCUAUGGGGCAGUGGUCAGUGGAGGAGGAGCCCCGCCCCCGGGUGCCGCCCCCCGAGGAGCGACGGUGAGGGGGGGGGAGGGGACGCGGGGGGGGAGGGGCGGGGCAGGGCGGGGCAGCCUCUGACCUCUGCCCCCCCCAGCCCCCCGCCCCCGGUGCUGCCGGCGCUCCCGGAGCGCCCCGAGCUCGAGCUGCCCCCGGGCGCCGCCCCCGACAUGGCCGCCUUGCGCAGGCUGCUGCUGGCCGGGGCGUGGCAGCCGGGCGGGGCGGAGCUGGGGGCGCUGCUGCCCCCCAGGGCCCCCCGCGGCCUCGUGGCGCGGCUCUUCUCCCUCUGCCUCGAGCUGUGCGGCGCCGGGUGGCUGCGGCUGGAGCAGGCCCGGCCCUACGGCCCCAUCGCUGUGGGGGCCAGGCCCCCGCGGGCGCCCCCCGCCCUCCCCCACCGUGGGGCAGGGGGGGCACCCCUCCCCCUCCCCCCUCCCUCUCCCCCCGCCAUUAAACCGGCACCUCCCAACCAUGGCUUUUAUUGGCUCGUCGCGCUGACAUCACCCCGCUGA
Messenger RNA from Phalacrocorax carbo (great cormorant), 2563 nucleotides. NCBI's taxonomy places the organism in Eukaryota, Metazoa, Chordata, Aves, Suliformes, Phalacrocoracidae. The record is from RefSeq and is a predicted model, not a curated record.